Messenger RNA from Arvicola amphibius (Eurasian water vole), 3542 nucleotides. RefSeq names its product major facilitator superfamily domain-containing protein 8. Gene Ontology annotation, cellular component: lysosomal membrane. The transcript has 12 exons. Bases 153 to 1712 code for a protein of 519 amino acids. Gene Ontology annotation, molecular function: transmembrane transporter activity. Gene Ontology annotation, biological process: transmembrane transport. The record is from RefSeq and is a predicted model, not a curated record. Lineage: Eukaryota; Metazoa; Chordata; Mammalia; Rodentia; Cricetidae.
CGAGUCCCGGGCCUCCCACUUCCCCUGCCCCGCCGGUCCGCUUCCGGCCCUUCGGCGCGCACGCGCAGUCGCGGCGGUGUUUGACAGCUCAGGCCGAGGAGAAGGAGCAGGUGUCGCGAGAGUUGGCGCGCCGCCUGGUGCGGGCUGUCAUUAUGGCGAGCCUGGGAAGCGAGGCCGAGCGGGAUCCUCUCCUGGGCCCUGGCUUCCCCGGAAGCAGAGAAUGGGACAUGGUAGAAACCCAAGAGCAUUACAGGAGUAGAUGGAGAUCCAUUAGGAUUCUCUACCUCACUAUGUUCCUCAGCAGUGUGGGUUUUUCUAUUGUGAUAAUGUCAAUCUGGCCAUAUCUUCAAAAGAUUGAUCAGACAGCCGAUGCAAGUUUUUUGGGCUGGGUUAUUGCUUCAUUUAGUCUUGGCCAAAUGGUAGCUUCACCUCUAUUUGGUUUAUGGUCUAAUUAUAGGCCAAGAAAAGAACCUCUUAUCGUCUCCAUCUUUAUUUCGGUGGCAGCCAACUGCCUAUAUGCAUAUGUCCACGUGCCAGCUGCUCAUAACAAAUACUACAUGUUGAUUGCUCGUGGAUUGGUGGGAUUUGGAGCAGGAAAUGUGGCUGUUGUCCGAUCGUACAUUGCUGGUGCCACUUCCCUUCAGGAAAGAACAAGUGCCAUGGCCAACACGAGCACGUGCCAAGCCUUGGGCUUUAUUCUGGGUCCAGUUUUUCAGACUUGCUUGGCACUCAUUGGAGAAAACGGUGUAACGUGGGACGCCAUUAAGCUGCAGAUCAACAUGUACACAGCACCGGUUUUACUUGGCGCCUUCCUGGGAAUUCUAAACAUUAUUCUGAUUCUCUUUAUAUUAAGAGAACAUCGUGUGGAUGACUCAGGACGGCAAUGUAAGAGCGUGAAUUUUCGAGAAGAAAAUACAGAUGAAGUUCAGAUUUCCGGAGGACAUAUCGAUCAAGUUGCUGUUGUGGCUACCAAUAUUCUGUUUUUUGUGGUUUUGUUUAUCUUUGCCCUUUUUGAAACAAUCCUCACUCCGUUAACAAUGGACAUGUACGCUUGGACCCAGGAGCAGGCUGUGCUCUAUGACGGGGCAAUCCUCGCUGCUCUUGGAGUCGAAGCCGUGGCUGUUUUCAUGGGGGUUAAAUUACUUUCCCAAAAGAUUGAUGAGCGUGCUAUUCUUCUGGGAGGACUCGUGGUUGUAUGGGUUGGCUUCUUUAUCUUGUUACCCUGGGGAAAUCAGUUUCCCAAAGUACAGUGGGAAGACCUACACAACAGCUCAAUCCCUAAUACUACAUUUGGGGAAAUUAUCAUUGACCUUUGGAGUUCUCUGAGAGAAGAUCACAGUCAACAGCCAACUGGGUGCCCAAUUGAACAAGCUUGGUGCCUGUACACCCCGGUGAUCCAUCUGGCCCAGUUCCUGACAGCCACUGUCCUAGUUGGAGUAGGCUAUCCAGCCUGCAACGUCAUGUCCUACACACUAUAUUCAAAAGUUCUAGGACCCAAACCUCAGGGUAUGUACAUGGGCUGGUUAUCUGCUUCUGGAAGUGCAGCACGGAUUCUCGGGCCUGUGUUCAUCAGCCAUGUGUACACUUACAUGGGCCCACGAUGGGCAUUCAGCCUCGUGUGUGGAAUAGUGGUACUCACCAUCUCACUCAUGGGAACCGUUUACAGAAGACUCGUUGCCUUUUCUGUCAGAUAUGGGAGGAUCCAGGAAUAAGCUAGCAGUCUGGGCUGGAUGCUUGCUGCCAACCAUCUCUAACUCAGCCUUGGGUAGCAAACCAUGUGCUGAGUAACUUAGCUAUGAAGGGUAAGAUGUGCAAAAUCAUUCUGGGUCAUAAUCUCCUCAUCGGAGGUCAUGAACUCAACAGAGGAUGGAGGAAUAGGUGUGAAGCUGCACCAGUGUGAACUGGAGCUCUCUAAACAAUGGGACUAUGCAGUGGAACUGGAGGAAGGUUCUGGUUUAAUCAGCCAGAGCAGAAGGAAAGUUUAAAAAAAAAUUUUAAAACAAAAGUAAUUAUUAUUCAGCUUCCUAAUGAAAUAAAACUGAGCCUUAAAUUCUUUUAGCCUGCUCACCAGCAGACUAGGCUUUAGUUUCUUUUCUGCCCAGGGUGAACCCAUCCAUUAUCUCUCCCUCAGUGUAAUUUGCACACUGCACCUUUGUCAUUUUAAUUUAGGAUCUCAUUUCUAAAUUACCAGUGAGCAAGAAUAAUCUAAGGCUGAGGAGUAAGAGGACUAAGCGAAGGUGGCCCUGACUGCCACCUUCCAAGUGCUAGUAAAUUCGCAUCAGAAACCUAAGACAAAUGUUUUAAUAUGGUAUUAGCAGAAAAUGGAUUCUUAGAAUUAUCAUAUUUCCCAAGUCCUCUAAACUCUAGCGCAAACUUUGACCUUUUAUGCCCUUUCUCAGUAGUGAGGAGCAGCUGUUUGCGGCUGUCUGCAGCAGGACUACAGCUGCACUUUGAAUGCUGUGACACUCCCUCUGCUCAGGCCGAUUUGAGGGAGAAUGGCCAAAGGUGACUGAUCACACUGCAUAGUUUCUACCUCUGUGUGAAUACAACACUGAUGUGUGUACGGGAGUAACUGCAGACCAUGCAGAGUGUUUUCCCAUCCUGUGGCCAUGGUUUCAAAUCUGAGUGUGAAUGUCUGUAGUCUGCUGAAGCACUAAAUGACAGCAGCAUUUUGCUUCCAUCAGUUUCUGUUGUCAGGCCCUGGACUUUAGUCUUUUGGGUCACUUCUGAUCUUAAACUCCACCUUUGUGUGUUAUGCGGAGACAAAAGCAGUAACUGUAAGAUCCUGCCUGCUUCCCCGAUACAUUCAAAUGGAUCGACAUAGUUCUUAUCUAAGUGUCUUCAGAGGCUACUACCUCUUGACUGCUGCACUUUUCAGAACAGGAAAAGUGCCCAUAAGUUACACUACCAGUUACUUAAUUGUGCUGAAUUACUCGCACUAUUGACCAGAUUUGUAAAAAUAUUUGGGGAAAUAAAUUUAACAGAAUGAAUGAAGAAGCUUUUAUAUCAGCAUACCAUGUUCUUAGCAAGAACAUAACAGAAGUUUCCCAGCCCUAGAAUUAUAAUACUGUAAUUCAGGUAAUUAUAACCUUGCAAAAGCUACUGCACUUUCUUUUUUACUGAGGCUUGUUUCUUGGGAGAUUAGACUAAUACACCUCACCAACAAAGAAGCGAGGGAAGUGACAGGUUUAGGAAAAGGGCUAGGAGGGAAAAAUCAGCACAAAAAGACUAAGGUAUGAAAACGUUACUAGUGUAUAGUAAAGAAGGUAUUGAAAACCUAGCAAAGGACUGUUUCCUUAUUUUGAAUGGACUGUCACUUCAUGAGGCAUCUCUAGCCAUUAUGCUUCUCUAUCAAAUAAGCUCUUCAAGCUCAUUUCUUGUAUUAAAAUAAACUUGUAAUUUUUAAUUUAAUGAUGAUAAACUAUUUGUAUCUGUUUAAUACUAACAAGAAAAUGCUGACUACCAUUUACUAUUGAAGAUUUAUUUAUAACUGUCUUACAUUGUGAGUGUUCAUUUCAAAUAAAGCAAGACUGUAAAGAUAA